Lotus japonicus is the source of this 1333-nucleotide messenger RNA. RefSeq names its product seed lectin-like. The record is from RefSeq and is a predicted model, not a curated record. Gene Ontology annotation, molecular function: carbohydrate binding. Lineage: Eukaryota; Viridiplantae; Streptophyta; Magnoliopsida; Fabales; Fabaceae. The transcript has a single exon. The coding region runs from base 56 to 904 and encodes 282 amino acids.
UCCCUACAUCACAAUUAAUCACAUUCAAGUACUACUUGAUCAACUGAAGGCUAUCAUGGCUAGUUUCCAAAGCCAAAAGUCACUCACUUCUCUCUUAACCUUGUUCUUCCUCUUGCUUGUGAACAAGGUGAACUCAACAGACUAUCUCUCUUUCACCUUCAACCAGUUCACACCACAACAGCCUGAUUUGCUCUUCCAAGGUGACGCACUCGUUGCCCCAACAGGGAAGUUACAACUUACUAAAGUAGAAAAUGAUCUCCCAGUCUACAAGUCCACUGGCCGAGCCCUGUAUGUUGCCCCAGUUCACAUCUGGGACAGCAAAACGGGCAAUGUGGCCAGCUUCAUUACUUCAUUCUCCUUCAUCAUCGAUUCACCCAACGUGAACAAAAUAGCAGAUGGCCUUGCCUUCUUUCUCGCACCCGUGGAUACCCAGCCCCAAAAACCUGGAGGAUUACUCGGGAUUUUCGACAACGACGAUCCCAGUCAAUCAAACCAAGUUGUUGCGGUUGAGUUCGAUACUCACUUCAACUCGAACUGGGAUCCGAAAAGUCCACACAUUGGAAUCGAUGUCGGCUCCAUCCAAUCAUCAAACGCUACAUCGUGGGGUGCUGCCUAUGGCGAAGUAGCCAAUGUUUUCAUACACUACCAAGCUUCCACCAAAGAGUUAACCGUCUCAUUGGACCACCCUUCGAGUAAGGACACUUACACCGUCUCUUCCGUUGUAGACUUGAAGAAUGUUCUUCCAGAGUAUGUAAGAGUUGGUUUCUCAGCUACCACUGGACUCAAUCCAGACCACGUUGAAACAAAUGAUGUUCUUUCAUGGUCUUUUGAAUCGGAUUUGAAAGCAGGUGGCCCCCAAGCUGCAGGUGCUUUUAAGAACAACCAUGGACUUGAUUCCAUGUAGUUUCCAAAAUAUUAUUAGGUGUGUGGGUGUGGGUGUGACGGAAAACAACAAAUAAGACCUGCAAAAAUGGUUAUUAUAUUAGCGAGAAUUGUUGCCACACUCACUUUUGUUGCGGUUUUAGACAGCCACAACCUCAAAAGUUGGUGUCACACACUAUUUAGCAGUUCAGGGAUAAUUUAUGUAUGUCAUUAGUAUGUUGUAACGUCCAGCUAUGGACUUGAUUCCAUGUAGUUUCGUGUGUGAGUGUGGCGGAAAACAACGACCAUAAGACCAGCUGCAACAAUGGUUAUUAUAUUGUAAACUUGUAACACGCUCAUGUUUAUUUAGCACUAAUAUAUCAAGUAAGUAAACACCCACCCACAACUAAAUAUAAUUUGAAUCUACUCUGCAUAAUAUUUAAGGGUGGCCUCUAACUUGCUCUUUUUUUUC